Messenger RNA from Salvia hispanica, 1394 nucleotides. RefSeq names its product NAD(P)-binding Rossmann-fold superfamily protein (gene HCF244). NCBI's taxonomy places the organism in Eukaryota, Viridiplantae, Streptophyta, Magnoliopsida, Lamiales, Lamiaceae. The record is from RefSeq and is a predicted model, not a curated record.
ACGUGGCAACUUUGACAUCUAUUGUUCAAUCUCUCAUCUGAUACAAUCAAAGCAGACGCAGAGAGAGUGACCUCGCCUCACCUUUCACCAUGGUCUCCACUCUCCAUGCUCAGCUAUCCGCCCCCCUCAAGCAUCACCUCCCCUCCCACGCCUCACUCUCAUGGCGCCGCAAUUUAUCAUCCGAUGCCAUUGCCUCCACCUCCUCUUCCACCUUCACUACUAAAGGUAGGGGCAACGCGGCCGUGAUUACUUGCAACGCACAGGCUGCGCCGGCGGCGGUGAAUUUGGCUCCCGGAACGCCGGUCAGGCCGACGAGCAUACUGGUUGUGGGCGCCACGGGCACAUUGGGCAGGCAGGUUGUGAGGAGAGCUCUAGAUGAAGGCUAUGAUGUUCGCUGCCUAGUUCGCCCUCGCCCCGCCCCUGCUGAUUUCCUCCGCGAUUGGGGCGCAACUGUCGUCAAUGCAGAUUUGAGCAAACCUGAGACGAUACCUGCAACACUGGUUGGGGUACAUACAGUUAUUGAUUGUGCUACAGGACGUCCGGAGGAGCCCAUAAAAACCGUAGACUGGGAAGGAAAAGUUGCUCUUAUUCAAUGUGCAAAGGCCAUGGGAAUCCAGAAAUUCAUCUUCUUUUCCAUCCACAACUGUGACAAGCAUCCUGAGGUUCCACUUAUGGAGAUCAAGUACUGCACAGAGAAGUUUCUUCGUGAUUCAGGCUUAAACCACGUAGUUAUCCGACUGUGUGGUUUCAUGCAGGGCCUGAUCGGACAAUAUGCAGUACCCAUACUCGAAGAGAAAUCUGUUUGGGGCACUGAUGCGCCUACAAGAAUCGCAUACAUGGAUACCCAAGAUAUCGCUCGACUAACAUUUAUAGCUCUACGCAAUGAGAGCAUCAACGGAAAGCUUCUUACAUUUGCUGGACCUCGUGCAUGGACAACCCAAGAGGUGAUAACCUUGUGUGAGAGGCUUGCUGGUCAAGAUGCAAAUGUUACCACUGUACCAGUAUCAGUUCUGAGAUUCACUCGUCAGCUAACUCGCCUAUUUGAAUGGACCAGUGAUGUUGCUGAUAGAUUGGCAUUCUCAGAGGUUCUGACCAGUGACACAGUCUUCUCUGCCCCAAUGACCGACACGUACCAACUUCUCGGAGUGGAUGCAAAGGACAUUAGCUCACUAGAGAAAUAUCUGCAGGAUUACUUCACCAACAUUUUGAAGAAGCUGAAAGACAUCAAAGCACAGUCUAAGCAAACUGACAUCUUCUUUUGAGACAGUGUAAAAGAUAAGAUUUCAUGUUUUCAUGUAUAAGUAAUUGUAUAUGUGUGUCAUAUUUUUGUAUUCACAUAGAAAUACAUGGUAUAUAAUGAUUUCUGGAGAAUGCCUAUUAUCCCAUUAAGUAAA